CUCUGUCUCUGCCUCUCUCUCUCACACUCCCUCUCUCUCGGUUUUACAGCCUUACUACGCCACCCGCAUCAACGCGGCCGACAUUGAGAACCGGGUUCAGGAGCUGAACAAAACCGAGAACCGCGAGGCAGCCAAGGGAGGGUUCUGGGAAGAAUUUGACGCGUUACAGAAGCAGGAGGAUGCCAAGAAGCAGAGUCGCACCGAGGGUCAGCGCCCUGAGAACAAGGCCAAGAACCGCUACAAGAAUAUUUUGCCCUUUGAUAGCACUCGAGUCGUUCUCCAAACCAGAGAAGACAGCCCACCCUUUUCGGACUAUAUCAAUGCCAACUACAUCAAGUUCGAGGUGAUGGUCCACAGGUGCGGGAGGAUGGUGCCCAAGACCUGCAUCGCCACCCAGGGAUGCCUUCUUGCCACUGUCAACGACUUCUGGCAAAUGAUCUGGCAAGAGGACACGCGAAUCAUCGUCAUGACAACGCGGGAGGUCGAGAAGGGCCGGAACAAGUGCGUUCCUUACUGGCCGGAACUGAACGGGGAGAAGGAAUACGGAGUCUACACCGUGCGGAGUGUGGCUGAACGCGAGGCAAUCGACUACAAGAUUCGCGAGCUGGACGUGGUGUUAACGGGCAAGAGUUCGAGGCCGAGGAAGAUAUUCCACUACCAGUACCUGAGCUGGCCGGACCACGGGGUGCCCUCCGAACCCGGGGGGGUCCUGAGUUUCCUGGAGCAGGUCAACAACAAGCAGGGGGAGAUGCAAGAGGCUGGACCCAUCGUGGUGCACUGCAG
This is a messenger RNA of Carcharodon carcharias (great white shark), 783 nucleotides long. Its product is annotated as tyrosine-protein phosphatase non-receptor type 6-like. Gene Ontology annotation, molecular function: protein tyrosine phosphatase activity. Gene Ontology annotation, biological process: protein dephosphorylation. The transcript is spliced from 6 exons. NCBI's taxonomy places the organism in Eukaryota, Metazoa, Chordata, Chondrichthyes, Lamniformes, Lamnidae. The annotation marks the transcript as partial. The record is from RefSeq and is a predicted model, not a curated record.